ACCGUUGCAUAAAUAUAUAAUAAAUAUGUGAGACUUUAUUUACACACUGAUGUUUUGAAAUGUAUACUGUUUACUAAUAUUUUGCGAAGGGGUUAUUUUUUGAUCCUAAUUGUUAAUAAUUGUACUAAACUUUUUUUAUUAUUUAUAUGUAACUAUUUCAAAACAUACAUAUUAUAUGUAUGUUUUGAAAUGUACUUACAGUUGUACCUAUAGUUGUUAACGAAACACGUUACAAAAUUAAUGAAAUUUACUUAAUUAUAUGUACUUUUGAUUGACACAUAAUAUAUUAUAAUGUCGGAGGAAUGGCAACAAUACAUUCAAGAUUCUAGAACACAGUGCAAGUAUGGAAUAAAAUGUUAUCAAAAAAAUCCUGAACAUCAUAAACAAUAUAAACAUCCGCCUCAGUUAAAGCUUAAAGCAAAUAAGAAGCAAAGAAACAAUCGUUUUCAACCUUAUAAUAAAAUUAAAACUGCUCAAGAUGAAAGCAAUAACACAAUAGAAGAUGAAAAAAUUGAAGACAUUAAUAUCGAAAUUCAACCUUCAGCAUCCACAAUAAUUGAAAAUGUUAAUGAAGAUAUUUCGAAAUGCAAAGCUGUUGAUUCCGAUGUCAUUGUUUCUUAUUAUGAUAAAGAUGUAGAUCGCAGCAUUCUUAAAGAAUGCUUUUUAGUUGAAAUGCCACCAGAUUUUUACAAAUUUUAUGAGUGCCUUAAUAAAGAAUCAGAAUCUAUAGAAAAAUUACUAGCAAAUGUAAAUUUACAAUUAAUUGGCCCAUAUGAGUUAUUUUUGAAUAAACUACCAAUUUUGAAAGAUAAAAAUAUGUAUUUAAUUCACUGGAGAUUUUUUUAUGAUCCACCUGAAUUUCAGGCAAUAAUAAAAAAGAAAGGCAAAAGUGAAUUUCACAUUGGAUAUUAUAGAGAUGAUCCUAAAGAAAAACCAGUUUUCCUUGCCAGAAAUGAUAGCUCUGCAGAUUGUAUUAUCACUCCAAUUUCUGAGAACAUAUUUGGAGCGGUUUACUGGUUUUUGCAAAAUGAAAAGAAAACUUCACCAUUUAUUUCAAUAGCAUGUCAGAAAAUGAUGGAAAAGGUCAAGAAUUGGGCUGAGGAACACAAAUAUUCUUUAGAAGAAUUUAAUAUGAAGAAAAGAUUACCUCGUAUAGUCUGUCGAACAUUUCACAAUGCUGGCAUUGUGGUACCUUAUAAUAAGAAAACUCAACUAGGCUAUAGAAAAUUGGUUGAAAGUGAUGCAAAAAUAAAAAAAAUGUUUAAGCAACUAGCAGAAGCAACUUCUCAAGCUGAAAAAGACAAAGUACUUUCAGAGUUACAGCCAGUUUUAACUUAUGCAAGUAUAGCUAUGGACGAGUGUGACUUUGGAACCGGACUAGAGGCUGGCAUUGCUUUAUUCUGUUCGGGCUUAAAAGAACUUCAAACCAGUGCUUUAAAGAAUCUGGAAGUAGCUUAUUCUUUGUUACAAAGAGAAGAAUUUCAAAAAAUAAUUCAGAUGCACAUGAAGCAUCGCCGCAAGGGUCCAGAGAUGUCAGUGUUAAAUAUAUAAUUUUUCCUAAUAAAUAUAUCUUUUAGUGCAAAAUGCCUUUAAGACACCAUCUGAAUCAGUUGACUUAUUAUAUAGAGAAGAAAAAUAAAUUAUUCUUUAUA
This is a messenger RNA of Nymphalis io (European peacock), 1652 nucleotides long. It is a transcript of the gene Hpf1, whose product is annotated as histone PARylation factor 1. Lineage: Eukaryota; Metazoa; Arthropoda; Insecta; Lepidoptera; Nymphalidae. Gene Ontology annotation, biological process: DNA damage response; regulation of protein ADP-ribosylation. The transcript is spliced from 5 exons. Bases 292 to 1551 code for a protein of 419 amino acids. Gene Ontology annotation, molecular function: poly-ADP-D-ribose binding; histone binding. The record is from RefSeq and is a predicted model, not a curated record. Gene Ontology annotation, cellular component: nucleus.